AUGUUUCACAUCAUCAACGAGCGGAAUGGCCAUGGCUUUAUGCCGCUUGUUGACCAGCUACGAGAAUGGGACGAGUUUCGCGACUUCCAGAAACGAGUACGGGAAGACUUUCAAAACGAUCCAAAACACCGCACACCGGAGCACAUGCUGGAGGAAUACAUGCUCGACGGCCGCUACCUGUUGAAGCGACGCAAAUUUAACGAGUCGGCGUCUCUCGUCGACUGGUCGCUUGAUGUCGCAAAGCAAUCCCGCGUGCAGAACUGGCUCGAGUACCAGGUGAGAGAGAUAGGGCUCCGCAAGUCAAUGUGGGCCAUAGCAAGGCAUAACAUCAGAGGCGCAUACGACGCGGAGGAUCGGCAGUGGCACGUAAAUUACGAGAAACGCCGUAUUGCCGCACACGGGGCGAUGGUGGUCUGGAUGGAAGAGCAGCGGGUCAUCAUGUCUGCGGCAGAAAAGAACGGCACACCAUCCACAGCAACGAGAGAGCAACCGGUCCCGGACGAGGAAGGCACUGGCCACGCCGAUACCAGCGCUCACGAAGCCGCUGGCUCUACCGAUGCGGAAUCGAACGAGAAGAAGAAGCAAUCUGUGUCUCCCUUGCGCCCUCGACAGACGUGGCACAAGGACCAGCAGCAACCCACGGCUGCUGUCAUCUCGCAAUCACAACGGCCGCAACCGUCACCUGAGACAAGGCAACCGCCAGCAGUGCCCGGCAUCAAAGCAGCGACACGCCGGCGUCCUCGUCCUCAUGGGGCUCAGAGGAUGAGUGCCGGCAUCACGAAGAAACAGACGGCCACUACACGUCCCGUCUACACAAGAUACGGACGGCAGAUACGACAACCGGACCGACUGGGUUGGACGUAA
This is a messenger RNA of Sporothrix brasiliensis 5110, 864 nucleotides long. RefSeq lists its product as uncharacterized. Lineage: Eukaryota; Fungi; Ascomycota; Sordariomycetes; Ophiostomatales; Ophiostomataceae. The coding region runs from base 1 to 864 and encodes 287 amino acids. The record is from RefSeq and is a predicted model, not a curated record. The transcript has 2 exons.